CGAACGGGGGUUUCCACACGUUCAGUUUUCUUUUUCCAGUCAGCUAAACAACUCGGGCCACCAUGGGUAUGGCAUUCUCGCGCGUGUUUGAACGCCUCUUUGGCAAGAAGGAGAUGCGUAUCCUUAUGGUGGGUCUCGAUGCCGCCGGUAAGACCACCAUCCUGUACAAACUCAAGUUGGGCGAAGUCGUGACCACGAUCCCCACCAUCGGGUUCAACGUCGAGACGGUCGAGUACAAGAACAUCAGCUUCACAGUGUGGGACGUCGGUGGACAAGACAAGAUCCGCCCGUUGUGGCGCCACUACUACCAAAACACACAAGGCCUGAUCUUCGUGGUCGACUCCAACGACAGAGAUCGCGUGGACGCUGCCCGUGACGAACUGCACCGCAUGUUGAACGAAGACGAGCUCCGAGACUCGAUCCUGCUCGUGUUUGCCAACAAGCAAGAUUUGCCGAACGCCAUGAGCGCCGCGGAAAUGACCGACAAGUUGGGCUUGCAUGGCCUCCGCCACCGCCAAUGGUUCAUCCAAGCGUGUUGUGCCACCACUGGCGACGGAUUGUACGAAGGCUUGGACUGGCUGUCGGCUACCCUCCAAAAGCGGAAGUAAAUGUAGUGCGGCACUUUUCUGUGCUGAAGCAGUGAGCCCCCGACCGGCGCGCGUGUGCUGCGGUGGCCCUGCUUCCCAGCUUAGUUUUGCAUUCACUUAUAUUUUAAGUUUGCAUGCAAUGUGGACGAUUAUCUAAUAUACCGCUUCAUGCUGCUUGUAAUUCACGAGUUUCCGUCAUCC
This is a messenger RNA of Aphanomyces astaci, 788 nucleotides long. RefSeq names its product ADP-ribosylation factor 2. The transcript has a single exon. Gene Ontology annotation, cellular component: cytoplasm. Gene Ontology annotation, biological process: vesicle-mediated transport; intracellular protein transport. Lineage: Eukaryota; Oomycota; Saprolegniomycetes; Saprolegniales; Verrucalvaceae. The coding region runs from base 63 to 608 and encodes 181 amino acids. Gene Ontology annotation, molecular function: GTP binding; GTPase activity. The record is from RefSeq and is a predicted model, not a curated record.